UUGUAUUUACUUUAUUGAAACGGGAUUUGAAUAUAUCGAAUAGAAUUAUGGAAUCUCCUUCUUCAAGUGCAGAAGGAGAAACAGAGUUGAAGCGCGAAGUUACUCGAUUAAAUCGCAUUGCGAAACCACUGCUUCGUGAGCUUUGCAGAAAACAUAAACUUUAUCAAACACCUGCUUUGAAUGAUGUCCUCUAUUUGCAUUAUCAAGGAAUACAGUUCAUUGAAGAAUUGGAGGAAUACACCGAGUUGAAAUGUCUUUGGCUCGAAAAUAAUGCAAUAAGUAAAAUUGAAGGUCUUCAGAAUCAAACAAAACUACGAAGUUUAUUUUUACACUCAAAUCUCAUUAAACAAAUUGAAAAUCUGGAAAAUUGUAAACUUCUAGAUACUCUAAAUCUAACAUCGAAUCAUAUACGAAAAAUUGAAAAUAUUGGCUCAGAAAUAUUACCUGUUCUAAAUACGUUAUAUUUGGCAUCAAAUUACCUACAGGAUGCUGAGUCCUUAAGGGAAUUAGAAAGCUGUCUAUAUCUCUCAGUAUUGGAUUUAAGUGACAAUCGUAUUGAUGAUCUAUUAGCUAUUAAGAUCUUUUCUAAAAUGCCAGCACUGCGGGUUUUAGUGUUGCGCGGCAAUCCCAUUGUAUCCAUGUUACCACAAUAUCGAAAGACAGUAAUUUUGGAAUGUGUAAUAUUUAAAAAAAUUUAA
This is a messenger RNA of Teleopsis dalmanni, 698 nucleotides long. Its product is annotated as dynein assembly factor 1, axonemal homolog. The record is from RefSeq and is a predicted model, not a curated record. The transcript has 3 exons. The coding region runs from base 48 to 698 and encodes 216 amino acids. NCBI's taxonomy places the organism in Eukaryota, Metazoa, Arthropoda, Insecta, Diptera, Diopsidae. Gene Ontology annotation, molecular function: protein binding.